Molecule: messenger RNA, 712 nt
Organism: Dermatophagoides pteronyssinus (European house dust mite)
Lineage: Eukaryota; Metazoa; Arthropoda; Arachnida; Sarcoptiformes; Pyroglyphidae
Source: RefSeq, a predicted model, not a curated record
GAUAGUAAUUAAACAUUUAAAGUGAAAUAGUUUUUAUUCAAACAUUUUAAGGUUAUUUUCUCUUCAAAUCAUUAACAUCUUGAUUUUGUUUUUCACAUGCUACCAUAAUUAUAAGUGAGAAUAUAAUCAACAAAUUUUUCACUUCCUUUGUUGGCAUUUUCGAUAAUUUCAAUAAAAUAACAACGAUAUAAUUUACUCUACCUAUAUUAGUUGUCGAUAAAAUUGAACAAACUUAAAAAUGGCAACGAAUUCAUUAAAUCAAACCAACUCACGAAUGUUUUGCCUAUUGUUGUUGUUUUUAUUAUCUAGUCAUUUUAUAUGUUCAUCAUUUGCCGCAAUCACAAGAAAAUAUUGUCAAACAUCAAAUGAUUGUAAUGAAAAUCAAUGCUGUAUUGAAUCACCAAUGGGAAAGAAAUUCUGUCUUGAUUAUGAACGAUCUGGCGAAACUUGUUUUUAUCGUUUCAGGAUGCCGACUUGUGGUUGUGCACGAGGAUUAAAAUGCGUUUCAACAAGUCCAAUGCAACCGGGUGAUUGGAAUCAUGAUUAUAUUUGUUCAAGAGUACGACCAUUCCAAUAUCAUAAAUUAGUUCCAUAUUUUAAUGAUAAUGAUGAUGAUAAUCAUUUAUAAAACCUAUAAAAUUACAUUCCUAAUUGUUUCAUUUUGCCAAAAAAUCUUUAUUAUUGUAAUAAUAAAAAGAAAUUAAUUAACCAA